AUGUUCAACGCGAUGUACGCGAGUGCGAAGAACGGACUGGACCCGGCCAAGCCCUACACCCUGAACGACUUCGAGAUGAAGGGAAAGCUGGGCAAAGGCCAGUUCGCCGAGUGCUACAAGGCCAAGUUUCUGGGCGACGGAACGCACUAUGCGAUAAAGAGGAUUCAGGUAAGUGUUGGCUACUGGAAUUUGAUGUUUUUGAAUUUUUAGAUGAGCAUGUUGAAGGACAAGAAGUCGAAGGACGAUUGCCGAAAGGAAAUGGACCUGUUGCAGCGGCUCCGACACGAGAAUAUCAUCCGAUACUACGUGUCGUUUGAGGAUAAGGUGAGUGAAAUGAUAUUACUGUGGGGGUCGGUUCCAGUGGCAAAAAACGUAUCAUUUUGCACCCGAGAAGUGUCAAAAAUGUGUCAAAAUGCUUCCCUCUCCAAGUGAAAAAACUUCGUUUUGAAGGCGCGUCCUUUAUCCCCAUAAAAAAAAGCGGGCGCGUUUUUGAAACCGGAGUUUUUUUCACUUGUAGAGGAAGGUAUUUUGCCAUAUUUUUUUGUUACUUCCUGGAUGCAAAAUGGUACAUUUUUUGCCACUGGAUCAGGUCCCCCACUGUAGAAGGGCAGUGUCCGAAGUGCGACGCUCAGAUUUUAAUGAAGCUUGGCAUCAAUUUAGAGUAAUUUUUCCUAUACCAGGAAAGUAUUAUUUCUCUGGUGUAUGGAGUUGCAGGCCGUGACAUAUUUACAUCAAAAAACCCAAAAAUUUUUCUGAUCCAGAAUAUGCAAAAAUUAGCCGCCUAAUUUUGGUUUGUAAAGGCGAAGCUGAGCUAAAGUAAACCCUGAAAUCUUGACAAGCCUUACGAUAUCAAAUUUAGCAGUUCCAAUGUGCAUAUAUAAAUAUUUAAGAAAGGGGCAUUUGCGAGAAAAGUUCUGACGGUUUUUUUCGCCCGUAGACCAAAAUUACGCUGUACCGAGUUUGCAGUAUCAGUCUGUCGGGAAAAUAAUGAGCACUCUGUCGCAGCGAAAAUUGCAUCGCCGCCGAGAAAAUAAAUUAUAUCGCGGCAAAACCAAUUUUUUACUUACAAGGGAAGUACCCCAAGUGCGACGCUCAGAUUUUCUUUAAAUUUUGCACACACGUCGGGCAUGGACUAAGUAUCAAUUCCUGAAAGUUUUAGCUCGCGCUUUGCAAGCGCCGCCGAGAUAUUGGACGAUCUUUGCCGUCGAGAGAGCAUGCUAACCGCGGAGAGCGGUCAGAGAGAAAAACACUUUUUGGCCAUAACUUCGCUAGUUUCGUACGGAAAAAAUUCAUUUCUUGUGGAAGCAUUACCCAUUACAAUAGGAAUAAGCAUGAAACUUUUUGUGUCGAAAUUCUGCAAAAAGUGUCAAAUUUUCGCCGACUUUCGGACUAAAAAUCUCGGUUGUUUCUGCAAAGCGCGAGCUAAGAUUCUCGCAUAUAUCUUAGAAAAAACUAUUCUAAAUUUGUGCCAAGUUUCAUCGAAAUCUGAGCGUCGCACUUGGGGUACUUCCCCUGUUAAUUUCGUUUUUCAGAAUCAAGACUUUUUGUACAUUGUCCUUGAACUGGCCGAUGGCGGAGAUUUGCAUGGAAUGCUGAAGGUAAGCGACAGAUUGUAGAAAGUUUUGAUACCGUAAAUUUCCUCUCAGACCUUCAAGAAGAACCGCCGAUUAGUGCCGGAGAAGACGAUCUGGAAAUACUUUGUUCAGAUAGCUCGCGGCUUGACGUACAUGCACGACAUGAGCAUCAUGCAUCGAGGUGAGACUUUGUGACUCAUAUGUUUCAUAAAUUUGCCAUAUUAGUAGUUUCAUAAAGUGCGUAGACGUUUUUUUCUGCCUUUUAUCGCGAACGCACUAAAUACGCUGUGCACUGGCGACAAGCAUGGGAAAAAGGUCAAAAUUCACUGUACGAAAGAGGCAAAAUGUCCAUGCACUUUAUGAAAAAAACAAUGAUCUUUUAAACAUCAUCUUUGCACUUCAGACAUCAAGCCGGCCAAUGUGUUCAUCACGGUGAAAGGCGUCGCCAAAUUGGGGGACCUGGGACUCGGCCGAUUCUUCAGUAUGCAGACAAAUCAGGCCCAUUCUUUCGUCGGCACACCGUAUUACAUGUAAGUCGAUUUUUUUGUAAAAGCUAGCAGGCUGACCGACGAAAUAGUAGUUUGUAAAAAUCGUGUGUGCAAAGUUUAAUGGAAAUCUGAGUGUGAGUCUUUGAGAAUUUCUUUCUUAAACAGAUUUUAGCAUUUUUUAGGUCACCCGAGCGAAUGGUCGAGCAAGGAUACAAUUUCAAAUCCGACGUGUGGAGUUUGGGCUGUCUUCUUUACGAGGUAGGCUUUCCCACUCAUCUGUUACUCAUCUUCUUGACUUUUUCAAAAAGUGCGUCGACUGUGCGCCACGGCAUAAGUCACGCUCUUUGAAAUGUGUAGCAAAAAAUCUGUGAAUCACAGUUUAUCAAUAUUAUUUUCAGAUGGCGGCGCUACAAUCACCAUUCUACGCCGAAAAAACAAAUCUCUAUGCGUUGGUGAGGAAGAUCGAGCGCUGCGACUACCCUCCCAUCCCAUCGGAUCUGUAUUCCAAACAGGUAAAUUAUCAAUUUUCUGGCGCUUAUGUAGAGAGAGAGAAUCAUGCUUUUUUGUGGAAAAUGAAAAAAAAAAUGAAAAAACAGAUUUUUCGAAAAAAAUAAUUUUUAUAAAAAAAUUGUGUCGUUAUGCAAAAUUUCGCCCGUAAUUCCGAAAUUCCAGCUCCAAAUCCUCAUCGAGAACUGCAUUUGCACGGAUCCGCAGCGGCGCUUCAGCGCGAAGCAGGUGAAAACCGUCGCCGAACACAUGAACGCCCACUUCUCGGGGCGACGAUGA
Bursaphelenchus xylophilus (pine wood nematode) is the source of this 2848-nucleotide messenger RNA. NCBI's taxonomy places the organism in Eukaryota, Metazoa, Nematoda, Chromadorea, Rhabditida, Aphelenchoididae. The record is from the annotation of a GenBank genome assembly.